This is a messenger RNA of Zingiber officinale, 1426 nucleotides long. RefSeq names its product serine/threonine-protein kinase STY13-like. Lineage: Eukaryota; Viridiplantae; Streptophyta; Magnoliopsida; Zingiberales; Zingiberaceae. The transcript has 2 exons. Gene Ontology annotation, molecular function: ATP binding; protein kinase activity. The record is from RefSeq and is a predicted model, not a curated record. Bases 119 to 1369 code for a protein of 416 amino acids. Gene Ontology annotation, biological process: protein phosphorylation.
GGAUUCAUAUUUGUAGGUUUUGGUAACUCUUUGAUGCUCGAAAUGUAUGGAAAUUUAUUUGGUUUUUAGAAGCAUUUGAAGUGGUUAGUUGAAUCGCGGAUCUUUGGUUCAUCAGAAAAUGGCGGAUGGAUCGAAAUUUGCUGCGAUUAUUGGUGGCGGGGUUGGAGGAAAUGUCGUUGGGAAUGGGUUUUAUGAUAUGGAAUUUUACCAAAAGCUGGAUGAGGGUUCUAACAUGUCGAUAGAUAGUGUUAGAAGCCUUCAGACGAGCAUUGAUGGUGGGUCGGCUGCCAUGUCCUUGGAAAACAGCAGUGUCGGAUCGAACAACUCUAGGACUGGAAUACUUCACCAUACUGGACUCCGUCUAUUCCCGGGUGUCAAUUUCUCCGUGGGGCAUAGCGUGCUGAGACCUGGUAGGGUCUCUCAUGCUAUGAACGAAGACGCUUUGGCUCAGACCUUGAUAGACCCACGGUAUCCUACAGAGUCUCUCGUGAACUAUGAUGAAUGGACCCUAUAUCUAAGGAAGUUGAAUAUGGGGGUGGCCUUUGCUCAGGGUGCUUUUGGGAAGCUCUACAAGGGUACUUAUGAUGGACAAGAUGUUGCUAUUAAGCUGCUGGAAAAGCCUGAGAAUGAUCUUGAGAGGGCAUUGGUCAUGGAGCAGCAGUUCAGGCAGGAGGUUAUGAUGCUCGCAAAUCUCAAACAUCCAAAUAUUGUCAGAUUUAUUGGGGCCUGCAGGAAGCCGAUGGUCUGGUGCAUUGUGACAGAGUAUGCAAAGGGUGGAUCAGUGAGGCAAUUUCUUAUGAAGAGGCAGAAUAGAUCAGUGCCUCUAAAGCUGGCAGUCAAGCAAGCAAUAGACGUUGCUAAGGGGAUGGAGUAUAUUCAUGGCUUGGGAUUCAUACACAGGGAUCUUAAGUCUGAUAAUCUACUUAUAUUUUCAGAUAAAUCAAUUAAGAUUGCUGACUUUGGGGUUGCUCGUAUUGAGGUCCAGAGUGAAGGAAUGACACCUGAAACUGGAACUUAUCGGUGGAUGGCUCCCGAAAUGAUACAGCAUAGACCAUACAAUCAGAAAGUUGACGUGUACAGCUUUGGCAUUGUUCUCUGGGAGCUUAUAACUGGAAUGCUCCCUUUCCAGAAUAUGACAGCCGUCCAGGCAGCAUUUGCUGUUGUGAACAAGGGAGUACGUCCAAUCAUACCGCAAGGUUGCCUCCCUGCACUUAGUCAGAUCAUGACCCAUUGCUGGGACCCUGAUCCUGAUGUGCGCCCUUCCUUCUCCGACAUUGUUGGAAUGCUAGAGAGUGCAGAAAAAGAGAUUGUGAAUACUGUUCGUAGAGCACGGUUUCGUUGUUGCAUACAGUCAAUGACCUUUGACUGAAGCUUUAGUGAGUGAAAGUAACAAGUGUUUCAUGCAAUGAAGAUUUUUGGGCUGCAG